GACAAAUAUUUCAAACAGCUGAGGAAGCAUAUGUUAUAGUUGAGUCCUUUGCUCAUUCAAAUAGAUUCAGAAUUCGGAAGGGACGUGUUAAAAAGGAUUCAAGUAAUGGGCGUGAAAUUUCAAGGUCAUUCAUAUGUCGUCAUGCUGGAAAACC
Racocetra persica is the source of this 154-nucleotide messenger RNA. NCBI's taxonomy places the organism in Eukaryota, Fungi, Glomeromycota, Glomeromycetes, Diversisporales, Gigasporaceae. The record is from the annotation of a GenBank genome assembly.